AUGAAGAAUGAGACAUAUAUUGAAUAUUUUUACAUUUUGCCAUUUUCUGGUGAGACAAGGAAUAAACCGCUCAUUACCACUUUCUUCUUCUUGAUAUAUCUGGUCGGAGUCCUUAUCAAUUCCUCCAUUAUCACAGUCAUAUGUCUGGACGUUCAGUUACAUGAACCAAUGUAUCUCUUUAUCUGUAAUUUGUCCAUUGUAGACAUAUUUCAUACAUCUGUCACAAUCCCUAAAUUGCUGCACAUGUUAUUGUCCGGAAAUCACUUUAUUUCCUUCUCACAAUGUUUUACUCAGGUCUACUUUUUCAUAAUUGCCCUGGCUGCAGAAGGAUUUAUUCUCUUCAUUAUGGCUUAUGACCGAUAUGUCGCUAUCUGCCUCCCCUUACAUUAUCAUCGGAUCCUGAAUCAGAGGAAUUGCAUCCUGAUAACUAUUGGGGUUUGGACAGUCGCCUUUAUAAACUCUGUAGUUUUUAUUGAAUCAGUUUUGAACAUGUCCUCCUGUCACUCCAACCUUAUUCACCAGUUCUUCUGUGAUACAAAGUCACUAACGAAGCUCUCCUGCACAAGCACACAAUUACUUUUCAUAAUAACAGGAAUAGAAAUUGUAUUUUUAAUAUUUGUCCCAUUGUUGGGCACUUGUAUUUCUUACAUUAAGAUUUUAUCGAUCAUCUUCAAGAUAAAGUCAAAAGAAAGCAGAAGUAAAGCCUUCUCCACCUGCUCAUCUCACAUCAUUAUCAUCAGUAUUUACUAUGGGACAUGCUUAGUGGGCUAUCUGAUACCACCUUACUCUGAUGUUCUGGAAUUAGUCUUCAAUAUCAUAUAUACAACUAUCACCCCCAUGAUAAAUCCUAUCAUAUACAGUCUACAGAAUUGCAAUAUUAAAAAUGCAUUGCUUGGGGUGAAAAAGAGAAUGUUUAUGGUGAAACAUUAA
Bufo gargarizans (Asiatic toad) is the source of this 930-nucleotide messenger RNA. Its product is annotated as olfactory receptor 8H3-like. Bases 1 to 930 code for a protein of 309 amino acids. The transcript has a single exon. Gene Ontology annotation, molecular function: G protein-coupled receptor activity; olfactory receptor activity. NCBI's taxonomy places the organism in Eukaryota, Metazoa, Chordata, Amphibia, Anura, Bufonidae. The record is from RefSeq and is a predicted model, not a curated record. Gene Ontology annotation, cellular component: membrane. Gene Ontology annotation, biological process: G protein-coupled receptor signaling pathway.